Temnothorax curvispinosus is the source of this 913-nucleotide messenger RNA. RefSeq names its product grpE protein homolog, mitochondrial (gene Roe1). The transcript is spliced from 4 exons. NCBI's taxonomy places the organism in Eukaryota, Metazoa, Arthropoda, Insecta, Hymenoptera, Formicidae. Gene Ontology annotation, cellular component: PAM complex, Tim23 associated import motor. The record is from RefSeq and is a predicted model, not a curated record. Gene Ontology annotation, molecular function: protein-folding chaperone binding; adenyl-nucleotide exchange factor activity; protein homodimerization activity. Gene Ontology annotation, biological process: protein folding; protein import into mitochondrial matrix. Bases 121 to 828 code for a protein of 235 amino acids.
CCGUGAUCGUGAUUGUUUGUGUUUUCUCGUUCUCCGACGAGUCCGACCGCUACGUUUCGUCUGGUUUCGUCAUCCGUUCCUCGAGGACCUCGAGAUCUCGUCCGGAGUUACGAUUGCAUCAUGGCACCGAUCGUCGUACCGGCGGUAUUGCGAUUUAGUCGCGUGACGGCCGAUAAUUUAUAUCAAAUCAGUAAAAGCCUAAACAGAUUACCACGCGCAUCUUACGCAUUUUCCUGGCAAAGGCAACAUUUUGGUACAAUAACGGAAGAAAAGAAGCCAGACGCCACCGACGUAUCCCACGUAUCAGAAGCUACCACAGAAAAUGAGAAGAAACUGAAAACAGAACUUGAGCUCAUCAAUAAAGAGCUUGCCGAGCUUAAGGAAUCUAGAGACACGCUGGAAGAUAAAUAUAAGAGAGCAUUGGCAGAAGGAGAAAAUAUCAGGAUUAGGCUCACUAAGCAGAUUAACGACGCCAAACUUUUCGGCAUUCAAGGUUUCUGUAAGGAUCUCUUGGAUGUAGCCGACAUAUUGGGGAAAGCUACCGAAAGUGUACCAAAGGAUGAGAUAACGGAGCGGAACCCGCAUUUGAAAAGUUUAUACGAGGGUUUGGUCAUGACGGAAGCUCAAUUACACAAGGUUUUCAAGAAGCACGGAUUAGUCUCACUGAAUCCAGUAAAUGAAAAGUUUGAUCCUAAUGAGCACGAAGCAUUAUUUCAACAAGAGGUUGAGGGCAAGGAACCUGGAACAAUUGUAGUUGUCUCGAAAGUAGGAUACAAAUUGCAUGAAAGAAUAGUGAGACCAGCGUUAGUAGGUGUUGCUAAAGGAUAACUAAUGUAAAGGUAGAUAGAUAGAACAUCCACUGAUAAAUUGUUAAAUGACGAAGUCUAAUACAAGAUAUUGAUGUACAUUAUAA